UACUGCCCAGGAGUGGAUUCUAGAGAGAAUCAAGGGAUCAUAGACUGACCACAAAGGGAAAUAGCUCUGGAAUCAGCAACCCAAGCCAACAGUUUCCGGCAGCAUUCCCCAUGGCCUGCCUGAGUCCCUCCCAACUCAAGAAGUACCAGGAGGAUGGGUUUCUGCUGUUGGAAGGAUUCUUGACAGCAGAUGAGUGUGCGGCCUUGCAGCAGAGGAUUGGGGAGAUCGUGGCCGAGAUGGACGUCCCUCUGCACUGCCGUACAGAGUUCUCCACCCAGGAAGACGAGCAGCUUCGAACUCAGGGCAACACAGACUACUUCUUGAGCAGUGGUGACAAGAUUCGAUUCUUCUUUGAAAAAGGCGUUUUUGACAAGAAAGGAAAUUUCUUGGUCCCACCAGAGAACUCUAUCAACAAAAUUGGCCACGCUCUGCAUGCCCAUGACCCGGUCUUCAGGAGCAUCACACACUCUCCCAAGGUGCAGGCUUUGGUGAGAAGUUUGGGCCUCCAGAUGCCGGUGGUGGUGCAGAGCAUGUACAUCUUUAAGCAACCUCAUUUUGGUGGCGAAGUCACCCCUCAUCAGGAUGCUACCUUCCUGUACACGGAGCCCCUGGGCCGCGUGCUGGGCGUGUGGAUUGCGAUGGAGGAUGCCAUGCUGGAGAACGGCUGCCUGUGGUUCAUCCCUGGCUCCCAUACCAGUGGGGUGUCAAGAAGGAUGAUCCGAGCACCUGAAGGCUCCAGGCCUGGCACCAGCUUCCUUGGGUCAGAGCCGGCCUGGGAUAACAACCUCUUUGUGCCUUUGCCAGUGAAGAGAGGGGGUCUGGUCCUGAUCCAUGGAGAAGUGGUGCAUAAAAGUGAGCAGAACCUCUCUGACCACUCACGAGAGGCCUAUACUUUCCACCUCAUGGAGGCAGCUGGUGGCACUGUCUGGAGCCCAGGGAACUGGCUCCAGCCCACAGCUGAACUGCCCUUCCCACCACUCUACAUCUAAAGGCCUUGGCAGGACUGGGCUGGCCUCCCACAAGGUGAGCUUUCAACACCAGAGCCUCUGGUGGCAACCCAAGGGCACUUCCUCGGCUUUCUUUCUGAUGGUGUCUGUGACCUUGGUCCAGCAGACAGCCAAGAAGCAGAAGUGACAGGGCAGCAGCCCAGGCUGGUUGAAGAGCUUCCUUCAAAAUUUUGUCUCUGUCACCUUUCUGUCCCAACCCAGCUUUCUGAAGUGGCCUCUCAGUAAUGAAAGAAUUGUGGUCGAGGCUCAGUUUUCUCUUGGAUGGAUGUUGCUGUGUAAGGCACUGAAUAAAACAACAUAAAAUGUA
Molecule: messenger RNA, 1314 nt
Organism: Psammomys obesus (fat sand rat)
Lineage: Eukaryota; Metazoa; Chordata; Mammalia; Rodentia; Muridae
Gene: Phyhd1
Product: phytanoyl-CoA dioxygenase domain containing 1
Exons: 12
Coding region: 111-989 (292 amino acids)
Source: RefSeq, a predicted model, not a curated record